Molecule: messenger RNA, 477 nt
Organism: Mesorhabditis belari
Lineage: Eukaryota; Metazoa; Nematoda; Chromadorea; Rhabditida; Rhabditidae
Source: the annotation of a GenBank genome assembly
AUGGAAAAGCGUAGUAUUAGAUGUCGUCUCUACGUCCACAAAGGCCAGAUGAAAAGCAAGGAGAAGCAAGGAGGUCGCCAACUGUCGGAGAGCCCAAACGUGCCAAAUCAACGCAAGCAGAGCAAUAUGACAACUUCAUCGACUGUCAAUAAAGCCAGCCUCAUAGAAACGCAACUUUCGGAGGACGAUCAAUUGCUAAGAAGGACAAUCUCAACUUGCGCAGGGGUGCAAAAAAGUAGUGAAUCGUUUCGUUCCGAUAUGCGAAAGCUUGCAUUGGAGAAAAGCGAGGAGCUCUUCAUUCUAGGAGAAACAAAGACACUGCUUGACGACACAAAACGUAUAAUCGCACAAAAUGAGACGGAGCCUGAAACACCCGAGGAACUUACCAAACUUGCUAAGAUGAUUGAAAUAGGCAAUAAAAUGGCUGAUAUUUAUGAGAAAGCCGUGUUGUCGUUGAAUAUCAUUGGACUCAGGGCU